AUGGCGCUCGCUCCACAAGACGUCGAGAGGAAUCCUAUCGCGUCGCAGACGGUUGAGAAAGGAUCUGGCUUGGAGAGAGCGGGCAGCGAUCAGACUGCGAACGACGCUCCAUCGAGAACAGAGCGCUCUCAUGAGAAGGGCCGCACACCAUCGCCUGGCAUUUCGGCUGCUCACGGGGCCUGGUACAAGACACACGAAGAUGGUACCAAGAUCAUCACAUUUGCCGGCGAAGAUGACAAGGACAAUCCACGAAAUUGGUCUCGUGGGAAAAAGUGGUACUUGACUCUACUGUGUUCUUGGCUCAACAUCCUGGUUGCUUCUCAAGCUAGCGCUUACUCUACAGGCCAGAAACAAAUCCAGCAGGAGUUCGGCAUCAGCAACGAGCUUUCCAUCGCAGGCUUGUCGCUCUACGUGCUCGGCUUUGCGGUCGGACCGAUGGUGGUGGCGCCACUAUCGGAGACUUUCGGACGACGAAGGAUAUACAUCUGGUGUUGGGCCCUGUUUGUCCUUCUACAAUUCGGAGUGGCGUUUGCACCCAACGCGCCCGUGAUCUUCGUCUUUCGCUUCUUGACUGGAUUCUUUAGCAGUCCUCCGCUCGCUAACACGGGAGGGGUGAUUUCGGACCUGUUCGCCCGAGACGAAUCUGGCGUGCCGAUGAGCGUCUAUGUCUUUGGCUCUUGCAUCGGCCCUCCCUUCGGCAAUGUGUAUGCCGGCUUCAUCGCACAGCAGCUAGGCUGGAGAUGGACGCACUACCUCACCAGUCUGCUCAUCAUGGGGGUGCACUGGUUCCUGAUCGUUUUCACGCUCACGGAGACGAGGCACAACAUCAUCUUGGCCAGAAAAGCGCAGGCCAUCCGCAAAACCACGGGCGACGAGUCCUACGUCUCGACGCAUGGAGACGAGCGAAAGCCUAUCUUCACCUUGAUCAAGACAUCCUUGGCGCGACCUAUCCUCUUCCUCUUCACCGAGCCAAUCACCGCUUUUGGUAGCAUCUGGAACGGGCUUCUAUAUGGUCUCAUCUUUCUUUUCAAUGAUGCCUUCACCAUCGUAUUCGGUCCGGGCGAUGGCUACAAUAUCCAGCAUUCCGGCCUCGUCGAGCUUACGUUCGUGGCCUUCAUCAUCGGCGAGGCUUUGGGCCUGGCGCUGUACCCUUGGACCCAAGAGCGAUUCUACCAGCGCGCAAUCAAGAAAGCAGGACAGAGUGUCCCCGAAGCUCGAAUGGCGGGAGGCACGAUUGGGUGCUGUCUGCUUCCGGUGGGCCUCUUCAUCUUCGCAUGGACGUGCUACCCGUCCAUCUCACCAGUGGUGCCCCUCAUCGGGGCGGCCGUCUUUGGUCUCGGCUUCUUCUUUGUGCUAUUUGGCAUCUUGUCCUGGACAGUCGAUUCCUACAGGGAAUACUCUGCUAGUGCGCUAGGCGCAGUGGUUCUCGUCCGCAACAUCUUUGGCGCGGCUUUACCUUUGGCCGGCGCUCCCAUGUACGAGAAGUGAGUUGUUGCGCGAAACGAGAUUAGGUAGGUUGACUCGUCUGAAUCGCGCUGCAUCUUACCUACUUCGACAGCCUCGGAAGACAUUGGGCGACGACUUUGGUCGCCUGUCUGGGCAUUCCACUCAUCCCGUGAGCAGUCUCCCCCGCGCAUGGUCGGACAGGGCUGCUCUGACACCCUUUCAACCCUAUCAUCAUAGCGUGUCCUGGUUCUUCUACGCCAAGGGUGAUCUAAUCCGCAAGCGCUCUCCUUGGGCUGCAAGUCAUUUUGCGGACAAUGCAGAUGCACCACACUAG
Ceraceosorus bombacis is the source of this 1780-nucleotide messenger RNA. Lineage: Eukaryota; Fungi; Basidiomycota; Exobasidiomycetes; Ceraceosorales; Ceraceosoraceae. The record is from the annotation of a GenBank genome assembly.